Molecule: messenger RNA, 1602 nt
Organism: Arabidopsis thaliana (thale cress)
Lineage: Eukaryota; Viridiplantae; Streptophyta; Magnoliopsida; Brassicales; Brassicaceae
Product: maternal effect embryo arrest protein
Exons: 3
Coding region: 1-540 (179 amino acids)
Source: RefSeq, marked reviewed
AUGCUCGACCAGGACGAUGAAUGGGCGAUGAAAAUCUAUCGGGUUAGAGGAAUGGUCGACCGGGUCCGAGAAUUCGUCGACCAGGACGAGGAGUGGUCGAGGAUUUGUCGACCAGGAGUUGAAAUCGUCGACCGGGUCCGAGAAUUCGUCGACCAGGACGGCGGAACCCUCGACCAGGACGAUGAAUGGGCGAUGAAAAUCUAUCGGGUUCGAGGAAUGGUCGACCAGAAGUUGGAAUCGUCGACCGGGUCCGAGACUUCAUCGACCGGGUCCGAGGAUUCGUCGACCAGGACGGCCGGAUGGGGGUGGGUGUUGAGGGAGUCUGGGCAGUCCGUGGGAACCCCCUUUUUCGGUUCGGACUUGGGUAGCGAUCGAGGGAUGGUAUCGGAUAUCGACACGAGGAAUGACCGACCGUCCGGCCGCCGGGAUUUUCGCCGGAAAACUUUUUCGGCGACUUUUCCGGCGAUCGGUUUUGUUGCCUUUUUCCGAGUUUUCUCAGCAGUUCUCGGACAAAAACUGAUGAAUCGUCGAGGAGAAUGAGCUUGCCUUGCGUGGGCUGCCAUUAGUUCUUCGAGGCGUUAGGGUGGCGGCGGUAUAAAAGUGUCGGAGUUUUUUCAGCAGUUCUCGGACAAAAAUUGCUGAGUGGCCGAGAAGAAUGGGCGUGUCAUGCGUGGGCUGACAUGGAUUCUUCGAGGCCUAGGGGUGGCGGUAUAUAACUUGUUCGCAUGAUAUUACCGAGAUGUCCCCACGGGCAUCUUUUCACCUCGUCGCCGAAGAGAAUGGGCGUGUCAUGCAUGGGCUGACAUGGAUUCUCCUAGGCCGUUUGGGUGGCGGUAUAGUCGUCCUGCGCACGAAAUACCGAGAUGUCCCCAUGGGCAUCGAUUCCACCCGCCUAGGUUGGAUGGGCGUGCUUCGUUGGAAAGCAUGGAUCCGCCUAGGCUGUCCCGAGUGUGAGCGAGGUGUGAGUGUCGCCCAUGGGCAUCGACACCUUGCGGCUAGGAACUGGAACGAGAUGGGUGGCGAAGAUUUCGAGUAGCACUUCAUACUACCGUCGGUUUUUUAAACCUUCCGAGUUUUGUUGAUGUUAUUCCGAGAAUUAGCAAACCGUAACGAAGAUGUUCUUGGCAACCAUCUUUUGAUGGGAGUCCGGCUGUUCGAUAGCCGGCCAAGGGUGAUGAACGAAAUGUGAACCCUUGUCUCGCCUAGGUUGGAUGGGCGUGCUUCGUUGGAAAGCAUGGAUCCGCCUAGGCUGUCCCGAGUGUGAGCGAGGUGUGAGUGUCGCCCAUGGGCAUCGACACCUUGCGGCUAGGAACUGGAACGAGACGGGUAGCAAAGAUUUCGAGUAGCACUUCAUACUACCGUGGGUUUUUUAAACCUUCCGAGUUUUGUUGAUGUGUUUCCGAGAAUUAGCAAACCGUAACGAAGAUGUUCUUGGCAACCAUCUUUUGAUGGGAGUCCGGCUGUUCGAAAGCCGGCCAAGGGUGAUGAACGAAAUGUGAACCCUUGUCUCGCCUAGGUUGGAUGGGCGUGCUUCGUUGGAAAGCAUGGAUCCGCCUAGGCUGUCCCGAAGGUAUCUCGCGCUUGUACGGCUUUGGCUUGGAU